Molecule: messenger RNA, 1642 nt
Organism: Oryza sativa Japonica Group (Japanese rice)
Lineage: Eukaryota; Viridiplantae; Streptophyta; Magnoliopsida; Poales; Poaceae
Product: NAC domain-containing protein 73
Biological process (GO): regulation of DNA-templated transcription
Cellular component (GO): nucleus
Molecular function (GO): DNA-binding transcription factor activity; transcription cis-regulatory region binding
Source: RefSeq, a predicted model, not a curated record
UCCUCCUGCUCAUUGGUACCAGAUGAGGAUAGAGAAAUCAGAGAGAGGGAUAGUACGGGUGUGUGUGAUUACAAGUAGCUUUUAACAGGGACAAGCUAGCUGUUGCCUGCAAGCUUUCCUUCUUCUUUUUUCCCCCUCUCGACGAUCUCUCUCUCAUCAGGACCCCGGCCUUAAGUUGUUUCUUCCCUAUCAGCUCAGGUCUCUCUCGAUCUCUCCUAGCUAGAUAGAUAGCUUAAUUAGCAGCUAGAGAUGUGUCUCUAGCUAAGCUAACUAGCUAGUAGGCUUCUUCUUUUAAUCCGGCAUUGUUCUUGGCUGCUGGUCUUAGUUUUUGGCUGUCAUGUAUGGAGUUAGUGGUAAAAUACUAGGUUAAUUAAUAAUAUAAGGCGUGUGUAUAUAUUGGUGUGGAGGAGGAGGAGAAAGGGGGUUGGCCGGAGAGAUCGAUGACGUGGUGCAACAGCUUCAGCGACGUCCGCACCGCCGUGGACAGCAGCUUGUCGCCGGCCGCCGCCGUGGCCGCCGCCGCGGGGAAGAAGGCGGCGGCGUCGCUCGCCGUCCUCGUCAAGAUGUGCCCCUCCUGCGGCCACCGCGCGCGGUAUGAACAGGAGACGACGACGAUCCAGGACCUGCCGGGGCUGCCGGCCGGAGUGAAGUUCGAUCCGACGGACCAGGAGCUUCUUGAGCAUUUGGAAGGGAAGGCGAGGCCGGACUCGAGGAAGCUCCACCCUCUCGUCGACGAGUUCAUCCCCACCAUCGAGGGCGAGAAUGGCAUCUGCUACACCCAUCCCGAGAGGCUUCCCGGUGUGAGCAAGGACGGGCUGGUGAGGCACUUCUUCCACCGGCCGUCGAAGGCGUACACGACGGGGACGAGGAAGCGGCGGAAGGUGCACAGCGACGAGGUCGACGGCGGCGAGACGCGGUGGCACAAGACCGGCAAGACGAGACCGGUGAUGGCCAACGGCCGGCCCAGGGGCUACAAGAAGAUCCUCGUCCUCUACACCAACUACGGCAAGCAGCGCAAGCCGGAGAAGACCAACUGGGUGAUGCACCAGUACCACCUCGGCUCCGACGAGGAGGAGCGGGACGGCGAGCUCGUCGUCUCCAAGGUCUUCUUCCAGACGCAGCCCAGGCAGUGCGGCUCCACCGCCGCCGCCGCCGCCGCCAAGGAGGCCUCCGCCGCCGUCGCCGCCGCCGUGGUGAACAGCAACUACUCCAUCGUCCAUGGCCAUCAAGGUGGUGGUGGUGGUAGCUUUCUCAAGGAGGCAAACGUUGUGCACGAGUUCUACGACCCGGCAGCAACGAUGGGUUACCGGCCACCUGCUCCUGCUGCGCACUUCGCGCCAAACUUCGCGGUGCACGCGGCAAGGAACAGCUUUGGUGGCCCUUGAAGGAAAAACCAAAAUUACACAAAAUCUAAACAUUACCGUUUAUACCGAUAUGAUUCACAUAGGUGCCAUUAUAUUACAUUCUUAACCUUACAUUCAUCCAUCAGUUAUUUGCAGUUUUGUUCAAAGUUGUUAUAUCGUUUCCGAUGCUAUACUGUGCAAAGAUUAUUACUACACGCCGUUCUAACUCGAAAAUGUCAAUUAAUGUAUCAGUUUGUACAUGUAUACAUGCACACGGAAGAGGUCCUGAUGAUGCAUCA